Neurospora hispaniola is the source of this 1347-nucleotide messenger RNA. Its product is annotated as mitochondrial aspartate aminotransferase. Gene Ontology annotation, cellular component: mitochondrion. Gene Ontology annotation, molecular function: pyridoxal phosphate binding; L-aspartate:2-oxoglutarate transaminase activity. Bases 1 to 1347 code for a protein of 448 amino acids. The record is from RefSeq and is a predicted model, not a curated record. NCBI's taxonomy places the organism in Eukaryota, Fungi, Ascomycota, Sordariomycetes, Sordariales, Sordariaceae. The transcript is spliced from 4 exons. Gene Ontology annotation, biological process: L-aspartate catabolic process; biosynthetic process.
AUGCUUUCCUCGGUCAGACUUGUCACGCGCAGAGCUGCUGUCAGAAGCGCUUUUGCUUCCCCUGGUCGCAGCUUGCUUGCUGUCCGCGCCGCCUCGCUCUGGGCCAACGUCCCUCAAGGUCCUCCUAUUCCCACACCUCAACAUAGCUUCAAGCUGCUAGCCCGAGCUAUCUCCGUCCUCGCGCUGUGUGUCACCUGUAUCACGGAAGCUUUCAAGGCCGACACCUUCGACAAGAAGAUCAAUCUCGGUGUCGGUGCCUACCGCGAUGACAAGGGCAAGCCUUACGUCCUCCCCUCCGUCCGCAAGGCCGAGGACAAGGUCAUCCACUCCCGCAUGAACAAGGAGUACGCCGGCAUCACUGGUGUCCCCGAGUUCACAAAGGCUGCCGCCGUUCUCGCCUACGGCAAGGACAGCUCCGCCCUGGACCGUCUCGUCAUCACCCAGUCCAUCUCGGGUACUGGUGCCCUCCGCAUUGGUGGUGAAUUCCUCAACCGCUUCUUCCCCGGAGCCAAGAAGAUCUACAUCCCCACCCCUUCGUGGGCCAACCACGGCGCCGUCUUCCGCGACUCUGGUCUCGAGGUCGCCCAGUAUGCCUACUACGACAAGAACACCAUCGGCCUCGACUUUGAGGGUCUGAUCCGCGACCUCAAGGCUGCCCCCAACAGCUCCAUCUUCCUCUUCCACGCCUGCGCCCACAACCCCACCGGUGUCGACCCCACCCCCGAGCAGUGGAAGGAGAUCGAGGCCGUCGUCAAGGACAAGGGCCACUACUCCUUCUUCGACAUGGCCUACCAGGGUUUCGCUUCCGGCGACAUCCACAAGGAUGCUUUUGCUGUUCGCUACUUUGUCGAGCAGGGCCACAACAUCUGCCUUGCCCAGUCCUUCGCCAAGAACAUGGGUCUCUACGGCGAGCGUGUCGGUGCCUUCUCCAUUGUCUGCGCCGACGCCGACGAGAAGAAGCGCGUUGACUCGCAGGUCAAGAUUCUGGUCCGCCCUCUCUACUCCAACCCUCCCAUCCACGGUGCCCGCAUCGCCGCCGAGAUUCUCAACACCCCCGAGCUCUACGAGCAGUGGCUUACCGAGGUCAAGGAGAUGGCCGACCGCAUCAUCAAGAUGCGCGCCCUCCUCAAGGAGAACCUGGAGAAGCUCGGCAGCAAGCACGACUGGAGCCACAUCACCAGCCAGAUCGGCAUGUUCGCCUACACUGGUCUGACCCCCGAGCAGAUGGAGAAGCUGGCCAAGGAGCACAGCGUGUAUGCCACCAAGGACGGCCGUAUCUCUGUCGCUGGUAUCACUAGCGAGAACGUUGGCCGUCUCGCCGAGGCCAUUUUCAAGGUCAAGGGUUAG